ACCAAAGCUAGGGUUAGAGAAAAAAAAUGUUGUUUAUGAUCCCAAAAUUUGAAUUUAGAUGGGAGUGACCUAUAAUAAUAAUACGUCUGAGUGAUUAAAGAAGAGAAUGGCAUCAUCAUCUUCAUCAGACUCUUCAGCUCCUCAAACCCCACAACUCAGAAAAGACUCCGUGACAAACCGGUGGGUGAUAUUCUCACCCGCCCGAGCCAAGCGACCUUCAGACUUCAAAUCCAAGUCCCCUGUCAAUCCCAACCAACAACACCAACAACAAUGUCCCUUCUGCAUCGGCCACGAGCACGAGUGUGCUCCCGAGAUCUUCCGGGUCCCGCCGGACAACCCGGACUGGAAACUCCGGGUAAUCCAGAACCUCUACCCCGCGCUCAGCAGAGACAUCCCUGCUGCUGAAGAAGGAAAUAACUCGGAUUCGGGUCGGGUUGUGGUGAAUGGGUUUGGGUUCCACGACGUAGUGAUUGAGACCCCUGUUCAUUCGGUUCAGCUUUCUGAUUUGUCCCCGAGAGAGAUCGGUGAGGUUCUUGUUACGUAUACGAGGAGGAUCAAGCAGCUUAUGAGCUACGAUUCCAUCAAAUACGUCCAGGUGUUUAAGAACCACGGUGCUUCAGCUGGGGCAUCAAUGAGUCACUCUCACAGUCAGAUAAUGGCUCUUCCAGUUGUUCCUUCUGCUGUUGCUACCCGACUUGGCAGUAUGAAGGAGUAUUUUGAUCAGACUGGGAAAUGUAGUGUCUGUGAAUCUAACUCAAAGGAUCUACUGAUUGAUGUUUCAGCCCAUUUCAUUUCAAUUGUACCUUUUGCUGCUACAUUUCCAUUUGAGAUGUGGAUCAUUCCUCUGGAUCACUCUUCUCAUUUCCAUGAGCUAGAUAGCGAGAAGGCAGUUGAACUUGGAGGGAUCCUAAAACUCGUGCUUAGGAAGAUGUCUUUGCAGUUGAACAAUCCACCGUUUAAUUUCAUGGUUCAGACUUCUCCACUUGGGGAUAAUGCUUCACAGUUACUUUACUCCCAUUGGUUCAUGCAGAUAGUUCCUCAAUUAAGUGUUGUUGCUGGGUUUGAAAUGGGAACUGGGUGUUACAUAAACCCAGUCUUCCCAGAGGAUGCUGCAAAAGUUUUGAGGGAAGUAAAAGUUUCACCUUCGGAGUGAAGCAAUGAAAAGUACUGGGAAUUUUAUGCUUCUAAAAAUAAAAAUUUGAAAAUUGAGAACAUUACUAAUUUGUAUAAGAAAACCAAUGUGUUUCUAUAUUGGUAGAGUUUAUUCAUUUUCCCCCUGAAUAUCUGUAUAGUUCAUAGAAUCUCUCCUCUAUGUGUAGGGAAGAAGGGUGGGGUGAAGUUCUCAUCAUGUGACAGUAGCUUGUACUUUUCACUUUCAGUCGUUACAUGUGACCUUGGUGCACAAACUUUUUUCUUCUUUUCUAAGUUUAUUUUCUAUUUUUA
Prunus dulcis (almond) is the source of this 1443-nucleotide messenger RNA. Its product is annotated as ADP-glucose phosphorylase. The coding region runs from base 107 to 1153 and encodes 348 amino acids. Gene Ontology annotation, molecular function: UDP-glucose:hexose-1-phosphate uridylyltransferase activity; zinc ion binding. The transcript has 3 exons. Gene Ontology annotation, biological process: beta-D-galactose catabolic process via UDP-galactose, Leloir pathway. The record is from RefSeq and is a predicted model, not a curated record. Lineage: Eukaryota; Viridiplantae; Streptophyta; Magnoliopsida; Rosales; Rosaceae.